AUGCUUGAACCUAGCCCUAAACUAAAAAACGCGAGUGUUGUAUGGGAACCUAAGCUUUUUCUCGUCUCCCCGCCCCCCGAGCACAAGUUUGCAGUAAAGAAGAAGCCGAAAAAGGCAUGUUUCAAGAACGCGAAGGACUACGCCAUCGAGUAUUGCCAAGAGAGCAGUGUUCACGGUGUCAAGUACAUCGGGCAGCGUGGUCGCACCUACGUGGAGAAGUUGACCUGGACAGUCAUUGUCGUUAGUCUCUGUACCGUGUGCCUCAUGCAUAUCCGCCAAGCGUACCUGAAGUGGGAGGGGGCGCCGGUGACGGUCUCGUUUUCGGACAAAGAGGUUCCAAUCUCUGCAAUACCUUUUCCGGCCGUCACAAUUUGUCCAGAAGUUAGAUUCGAUCCGGAAAAGUUUAACUACACCCGCGUCUUUCGGAAGAAGCGAUACGGAAUGAGGGAGGAGUAUCUGCAAAUCGCUUUCCUCCUUUGCGAAGUAUGCGUGGAGUGCAGAGGAUAUUUUGGAAUUGUUGAGUGGAAUGAUACCGUUACCCCGAACGUGGCGCGUAAAUUACGUGAGAUUUUGCCACCCUUGGAUCCACUAAAUUUAACAGUGACAAUGUGGUUAGGAAAACUACUAAAUACUAGUAAGGUGUUUUCCUACACCCUCACAUCCGAAGGAAUCUGCUAUACGUUUAACAUGUUGCCAUAUGAUGAGAUAGUUCGAGAUGGGUACCAGUUCAACCGAUCUUUGGACUUCAUGCGUAAAAGUCAUAAGUGGACACUUGAGGAAGGAUACCCGCCAGGAGAAAACCUCGACGUUUUUCCUAGGCGAACCUUUAUGUCUGGCACGGAUGGAGGUUUGACCAUAAGCUACAUUGCUACCAACGACAGCCAUCUUGAUUACUCAUGCGGGGAAUCACUGCAAGGAUUUAAGAUUGCCUUGCACCAUCCUUCCGAGUUUCCGAAUAUGGAUCGACACUUCCGUCUACCGCUGAACCAAGCGGUUUUUGUUGGUGUAAGACCAUCUUUUCUCACUGUAUCCCCUGAACUGUUGAGCUACGCACCUGCAGCUAGAAAGUGCUACUUUGCGAAGGAGAAGUAUUUGGCGAGUUACAAGUAUUACACUCAGCAAAAUUGCCUCGACGAAUGUCUACUUAAUUACACCAUAGCUUCCUGUGGAUGCACCCCAUUUUAUUUUACACUCAUUAGAAAGAACACCAAGGUCUGCGGAGCAGCCUUAACCGCAUGUGUCAAGGAGAGUAAAUUGCAUUACUUGAAGAAGGAGAUACACUCGGACGAUCAGCGGUGCGCUUGCUUACCGUCAUGCACCUCUUUGUCGUACGAGGUCGAAACGUCCCAAACAGACUGGCGUUGGCAAAAAGCAGUGGAGACCCUAAACCUAGAUCACUUCUCCCACAUAAAUCCAAACAGCUUGCACAUAUCCAAGCUGAGCGUCUUCUACAAGGACCUCCAGUUCUUAAGCUGUCGUAGGGAAGAAGUGUAUGGUUCGCUGAACUUUUUUUCAAACAUAGGAGGAUUGCUAGGGUUGUUCAUUGGAUUUUCGGUUACGUCGGCAUUUGAAAUUGUUUAUUUCCUGACUCUUCGGAUAUUUUGUAACGUCAGGAAGUAUGGAAGGAGGGCUUGGUUUGGACAGCCCAACCGUGGGAAAUUUAUGAAAUAAUUCACUUGUAGUUACAAUUCACGAUUGGUAUUUG
Photinus pyralis (common eastern firefly) is the source of this 1705-nucleotide messenger RNA. Its product is annotated as pickpocket protein 28-like. Bases 1 to 1671 code for a protein of 556 amino acids. The record is from RefSeq and is a predicted model, not a curated record. Gene Ontology annotation, molecular function: ligand-gated sodium channel activity. NCBI's taxonomy places the organism in Eukaryota, Metazoa, Arthropoda, Insecta, Coleoptera, Lampyridae. The transcript is spliced from 9 exons. Gene Ontology annotation, cellular component: membrane. Gene Ontology annotation, biological process: sodium ion transmembrane transport.